AUGGCCUCGGAUAAGAUUAAAGUUGCUGUGCGAGUUCGUCCUUUUAACAGGCGAGAACUGGAGCUCGGUACGGUAUGCGUGGUGGAUAUGGAUUCGCAGCAGACGAUUCUACAAUACCCGCAGUCGACUCACGACAAAGAAAGAUUAAGAACACAAGAUAAAGAGCAGAACACAGAAGGAACUGCCUUUAUUAGCAUGACGGGGUAA
Pieris macdunnoughi is the source of this 207-nucleotide messenger RNA. Lineage: Eukaryota; Metazoa; Arthropoda; Insecta; Lepidoptera; Pieridae. The record is from the annotation of a GenBank genome assembly.